Candidula unifasciata is the source of this 934-nucleotide messenger RNA. NCBI's taxonomy places the organism in Eukaryota, Metazoa, Mollusca, Gastropoda, Stylommatophora, Geomitridae. The record is from the annotation of a GenBank genome assembly.
GUUAAAGCGGACACUGCUGCAGAGAAAGAAAAGCAGCAGAAGGAAAGUGUCAAUGGAGAAGAAGACAAAAAGGUACUCAUUCAUUCAUUCAGUUCCUGCUAAGCGAUCGGGUAGAAAUCAGAAACGGAAGCCAGAAGAUAAUGAUGGAGAGGACUCGGGAGAACCUAAGCCUAAAAUAAAAGCUAGAGCUUCCAUUGUAGACAGCUUGGCUGGCAUAGACUUUUCAGCCCUGGCUAAAACAAAGGAUGGAAAGGUGGCCAAUUUCAAAAUUGCUUCUUGGAAUGUAAACGGGCUGAGAGCCUGGCUUGAAAGGUCGUACAUACACCCAGACUUCUGGUUGUCCGGAGACAAGGAAGGUUACUCUGGUGUUGGACUCUACUACAGGACCAGUCCACUCAAUAUCACAGAAGGCAUCGGCAUUAAGAAGCAUGAUGAAGAAGGCAGAGUUAUAACAGCCGAGUUUGAUAAAUUUUUCCUUGUCAAUACAUAUAUUCCAAACUCAGGUCGCGGCCUGCCAAGGUUGGAUUAUCGAACCAAAGAAUGGGAUGUUGACUUUAGAAACUACCUGAAAUCUCUGGACAAGAAGAAGCCAGUAGUUUGGUGUGGAGACCUCAAUGUGGCACAUCAUGAGAUUGAUUUAAAGAAUCCCAAAGGAAACAAAAAGACAGCAGGGUUCACAAUAGAAGAAAGAGAAUCUUUUACUGUCACCCUUAGUGAAGGCUUCAUUGACUCGUUCCGUUACCUCUACCCUCACCAGGAGGGAGCCUACACUUUCUGGACACACAUGAUGAAUGCUAGAGCCAAGAACACAGGAUGGCGUUUGGACUACUUUGUGCUGUCCGAGCGACUCAAGGACAACCUUUGCGACAGUAUCAUCCGCAGCCAUGUUCUGGGUAGUGAUCACUGUCCUAUCGUACUACAGUUGGCGCUGUAG